Messenger RNA from Aspergillus homomorphus CBS 101889, 1000 nucleotides. RefSeq lists its product as uncharacterized. NCBI's taxonomy places the organism in Eukaryota, Fungi, Ascomycota, Eurotiomycetes, Eurotiales, Aspergillaceae. The transcript has a single exon. The record is from RefSeq and is a predicted model, not a curated record. The coding region runs from base 288 to 920 and encodes 210 amino acids.
CAUGGUUAAAUUUCUAGAUAACUAUCACAUGGCCGGGCAGUAUUCAGCGAAGGGCCUGAGCUCACUGAAAUAAGGGUGGGGUUACAUUGCUGAUAGGGCACCUGACCACGAUAGGGAUAGCCCGGGCAUUGGGAAUAUGGGGGCCUGAUGCAUAGAGGAACACAUCUUGGCGGGUAGAGGCUGUGUCGUCUUCCAAGAUUCCAUCUACUCGACUGUCUACAUGUCCCCGAUACCCUUGCCACUGUAUCUUGCCCGAAGUUCCUCUAUCCACCUUCCAGUUUCCCAACAUGUCUCCUCAAACAAUCCUAAUCAACUACACCCCCGACAAGCGGCUCUCGCUCAUGGACGCGACCACCAAGCAGCCGCUCUACCACGUCAAGGUCAGCCGGCAGACCCCGCAGAUGGAAAUGAUCCGCCUGACGGGCCACCUUCCUCCGACAGAGGGUGCGGGGGCCGACGCUACAGGGACCGGGAUGCGGCCCAUCCCCGCCGAUGAAGAGGCCUAUUUUGAAUCGCGCGUGUGCACCGCGCAGUUCAAGUUGACCAGUCUGGACGUGAAGUUGCGCAUACGCGAGCAGCGCAACAUUGAGCUGAAGCGGCAGAAGGUGCUGAGCACGCGGUACUCGUUUGUCUCGCCGGCGCUGUCGGUGGGCCAGGGGGGGGCUGUGGUCCUGACGUGGGAGACGGACUCGGAGAACAACGCGGUCGGGAACUUUCGGCUGGUGCAAGAGGGGGACAGCCAAGUGCUGGUCAAGUUCCGGAACGAGGCCUUCUCUAACGAGCGGGUGGGCACCUUUGAGGUGCUGGAUGGGGCGAUGGAUGAGUUAGUCACGGAUGAGGCUGUUAUCUCGGGGCUGGCGAUGCUGGCGAUGAACCAGAGUUUCAACCUGGCGGGGAUGGUUAUGUUUGGUCGUUCUUGAGCUCCCCCAGUGAUUCUCGUGGUGUUUCUCAUUGAUUAUGCGCCCUUGUCGUCCAUUAAAUCCUUCUGCUGAGUUUGUGA